AUGCCUUACCCAGACACCACUGACGCUUUUGCCGUCACCGACAUCAAGAACUGGAGCAACUUCACGCGCCAGGAGCUGCCCCUCAAGAAAUUUGAGGAACACGAUGUCGACAUUGCCAUUGACGCCUGUGGUGUUUGCGCUUCAGAUAUCCACACCAUCACUGGCGGAUGGGGAGACUCAAUUCCCCUUCCCCUCUGCGUAGGCCACGAGGUCAUUGGCAAGGUCAUCAGGGUCGGAUCAAAGGUCACCAAGGUCAAGGUUGGCGACCGUGCCGGUGUUGGUGCACAGAUUGGCGCCGACCUUACCUGCGGGCAAUGCAAGACGGACCAGGAAAACUACUGCCCCAACUCAGUCGACACAUAUGGUGCUAAGCACACUGAUGGUACCGUCGCUCAGGGUGGCUAUUCCAGCCAUAUCCGUGGCCACGAGUACUUUGUCUUCAAGAUCCCAGACAACAUUGAGACGUCGCUCGCCGCGCCCAUGCUGUGUGCUGGUCUCACUACAUACUCGCCCUUGAAGAGGCUGGGAGCUGGCCCUGGCAAGAAGAUCGGUAUCAUUGGACUUGGAGGCCUCGGCCACUUUGGUGUCCUCUGGUCGGUUGCCAUGGGCGCUGAGACAUAUGUCAUCUCGCACUCGCCGAGAAAGAAGGAGGAUGCUUUGGCCAUGGGUGCCAAGGACUUCAUUGUCACCAACGAGAAGGGCUGGUCAGAGCCAUGGAAGUUCCACUUCGACUUCGUCAUCAACACUGCCGAUGCCACGGACAAGUUCGACCUCGCCGAGUACUUCUCCAUCCUCAAGGUCAACGGCACCUUCCACAUGGUCGGCUUCCCCGACAACCCGCUCCCCUCGAUACGUGCCCAGAUGUUUGCGCCCAACGGCUGCUACAUUGGCGCCUCGCACAUUGGCAACAGGCCCGAGAUGGAGGAGAUGUUCGAGCUUGCCUCCAAGCAGAACAUCAAGAGCUGGGUACAAGAAAUCCAGAUUGGCGAGGAGGGCUGCAAGGAGGCCGUGGAGCGCGUGUACAAGAACGACAACGUCAGGUACAGGCUGACUCUGACUGGCUACGACAAGGUCUUUGGCAAGAGAGCUUAAGAGCUGCCAGCGUGGUGUGAUAUACCCUAGUUGUUGCUGCUGGAUGAAUGAAUGAAUAAAUGAAUGAAAC
Molecule: messenger RNA, 1162 nt
Organism: Exserohilum turcica Et28A
Lineage: Eukaryota; Fungi; Ascomycota; Dothideomycetes; Pleosporales; Pleosporaceae
Exons: 3
Coding region: 1-1092 (363 amino acids)
Biological process (GO): alcohol metabolic process
Molecular function (GO): alcohol dehydrogenase (NADP+) activity; zinc ion binding
Source: RefSeq, a predicted model, not a curated record